Molecule: messenger RNA, 1324 nt
Organism: Cornus florida
Lineage: Eukaryota; Viridiplantae; Streptophyta; Magnoliopsida; Cornales; Cornaceae
Product: chaperone protein dnaJ C76, chloroplastic
Exons: 7
Coding region: 92-919 (275 amino acids)
Source: RefSeq, a predicted model, not a curated record
AACAUGUGGCGGUUGAACGAAGGAGAACCAAGUAAUAACACAGUGGAAGCAGAGCAUCUAGAGAGAGAAAGUGCGAGUCCGUUAGAGAGAGAUGGGAUGCUUGUCCCUCUACAACAAAACCGUUCCACUCCCUCCCUUUCGAAAAACCGUUGCAGAUCAUAACGGUCUCAAAUUUCCCUCCAUGCCCUUCUCAUCGCCAUCCCCUUUCAGCUUCCCAAUUCUGAAGAACCCAUUUCCUUUCUCUUCUCCUUCAACAUCUCCAUUUACAGUCAAUUGCAGAGACACAACUGGAGAUUCACCUCUCUCCACUUCUUCGGCUUACGACUUGCUCGGCAUCAACCCCAAUUGCUCUCCGUCCGAGCUCAAAUCCGCUUUUCGAACAAAGGUGAAGCAGUUUCAUCCAGAUGUAAGAAAAGAUGGGGAAGAGUCAGAUACUAUGAUUCGUCGUGUAAUUCAGGCUUAUCAGAUGUUAUCCAACUACAGCAGAUCAGAAAUUAUUGAGAGGGAAUGCCUUGAUCCUUUCGAUGAACCAGAAUGUGAGGCAUUUGACCUCUUCGUCAAUGAGGUUCUUUGUGUUGGCAGAGGGUGUCCAUAUUCAUGUGUAAAAAGAGCGCCUCAUGCCUUCACCUUUGCUUCUUCGACGGGAACUGCACGUGCAACUUCUCAAGGGCAUGGCGAAGAUUACCAAGUUCAGCUUGCCGUUGGUCAGUGCCCAAGAAAUUGUAUUCAUUAUGUUACACCUUCUCAGAGAGUUAUUCUGGAAGAGCUGCUUGACAGUAUCUUGAACGUGCCUUAUGCUAGUUUGGCCGAGGCAGACUUGCUUUAUUCGCUUAUCACAAAAGCAAAAUUUGAGAACAACCGAUACCAGAAGCCAAAGCAAAGACCUAAGGCUUCAACCAAACAUGUAGAUUGGUUUUAAUAUCCGAACACCUGGAGGUGAUAUGCUGCAUAAAAUUUCUCUUCAUUCACCAAAUUCGGCAUGCAGUACAUUUAUAUGGAGGAAACUAGGAACCACUAGUAACGGUGAUCAUUAUCUAUGGAAUUAAUUGGCAAGGGGAAUUCUGCUUCACGUGUUGUUUCGGUUAAAUGAAAUCCAAUGAAGUAUGAUCAGGGAAAUAUUUUGGUGAAGCUACUUCCUUAAAAGCUCUCUUAUUAGCUAGGAAAUGUGAAAUUGCUACAGUUUCUAUUUUCUCGUCUUUUCGGUAUAAAAUGAAAUCGCUGUCUAGAUGAAAAAUGUGUAGUUAUCAUUAAUGAUAUACAUUACAAACAUGGAAUAACUCAUCCCUGUAUAUACUCUAGAUGAAAAUUUUCUAUUUAAAGCUCA